Molecule: messenger RNA, 859 nt
Organism: Thlaspi arvense
Lineage: Eukaryota; Viridiplantae; Streptophyta; Magnoliopsida; Brassicales; Brassicaceae
Source: the annotation of a GenBank genome assembly
AGAAGCAAAAAGGAAUUGGGUAACUUUAGUGGGCCAAUAACAAAACUACAAUCAUAAUGGGCCUCCUUCUUAACUCCGCCGAUAGUAGUAGUACAUCACGCGCGGUAGAGAAAACAGAGGAAGCCAAAGCCGACGCAGGGAGAGAAAGAGAGAGAGAGAGAGAGAGAGAGAGAGAGAGAGAGAGAGAGAGAGAGAGAGAGAGAGAGAGACGAGGAAGAUGAGAGAGACGGUGAAGUUGAUAAGCAUGGAGGGUUUCGAGUUCGUCAUCGACAGGGAAGCCGCCAUGGUUUCUCAGACUAUCCGAAGCAUGCUCACUUCUCCAGGUGGCUUUUCGGAAUCAAAAGAUGGCGUUGUGACUUUCCCUGAUAUCAGCACCACGAUCCUAGAGAAGAUCUGCCAAUACUUCUAUUGGUCUCUUCAAUACUCCAGAGGCAAAGAGACCGAGUUCCAAAUCGAGCCUGAACUGACUCUGGAGCUGAUGAUGGCUGCUAACUAUCUUCACACUUGAAGAGUUGAAAUGAAAACGCUGCUGAAUCUUAUUCUGAACAGUAUAGUUUCGUUUAGGUCUAGACAUAAUAUGUAAAUCCCUGGAGCACUUGUGUUGAUUCAUAAGUUUAUUUGAUAAAAAAAAAAGUCUGCAUUGUGUUCAUGAAGAACCAUUGAAUAGCUCCCAGGGAAACAAAGUCGUUUACUUCUUUUCUUAGCUUUUAGUUUUUGACUCUUGUGUGCAACAUCAAACUUCUUGUGGCGUUACUAAGUUGCUUAUAUUCAAACAGCUUAGCAAGCUUUGUAAUAGGCAACAUAUCUUAUGUUUUAAUAAUUAUUGGUUUGGUGCCGAAACCACUUGAAAAAUUACUCU